Molecule: messenger RNA, 1223 nt
Organism: Hippopotamus amphibius kiboko
Lineage: Eukaryota; Metazoa; Chordata; Mammalia; Artiodactyla; Hippopotamidae
Gene: RPAIN
Product: RPA interacting protein
Exons: 6
Coding region: 140-856 (238 amino acids)
Biological process (GO): protein import into nucleus
Cellular component (GO): PML body; nucleus
Source: RefSeq, a predicted model, not a curated record
CGCUUCCCAGAAUUCCCUGCGAUCUGGGGCGGCCAGCACCCAGGAACUACAACUCCCAGGAUUCUGCGCGCGCCCCGGGAGGGCGGGGCUUUCGGACGGCUACCCCCGGAGAAAAGGAGAUGGCAGAGGAGAAAAGGAGAUGGCAGAGGAGUCAAGAUCUCAGCACCGCUCGCUGUAUAAACUAGUGGGUUCGCCGCCUUGGAAAGAGGCUUUCAGGCAGGGAUGCCUGGAGAGAAUGAGAAACAGCCGGGACAGGCUCCUGAACAAGUACCGCCAGGCUGGAGGCAACAUGCCAGGGGGAGCUCAGAACACCCUUCUAGUGCAGGAGGUGAUGGAAGAAGAGUGGAAUGCUUUACAGGCGGUGGAGAGCUGGCCAGAGGCCUUGGCUCAGCUGGAGGAGCCGAUGGACCUGGCCGUGCUGGAGGAAGUCCACCGGGAGCUGAUUGAUCAAGAACAGUCCAUCAUCAGUGAGUACGAGAAGAGCUUGCAGUUUGAUGAAAAGUGUCUCAGCGUCAUGCUGGCUGAGUGGGAAGCAAACCCCCUCAUCUGUCCUGUGUGUACAAAGUACAACCUGAGACUCUCAAGCGGUGUGGUCAUGUGUCAGUGUGGCCUGUACAUCCCAUCUCAUUCUCCAGAGGUGACAGAGCAAAAUCUUCGCGCCUGUUUAGAACACAGCGUGAAUGAGCACAGCGCACACUGUCCCCACAUGCCGCAAUUUUCAGUCACUGAAGGGACAGAGGAAAAGUCCAGUCUUCUCAUGAGCUGUCCGGUAAGCCUCCCACGGGAGCCAGUGUUAAGAGCGGGUCAGUGGUUGGUUUUAUUCCCACCCUGGGAGAAACAGCUUACAAAGAGGUAAAUGUUUAAAAUUGCAAUUUAUUCUCAGAGGAACUUACUUGCAUAGAAAAGUGAAGUCACUUCAGUUAAAAAAGUAACUUCACAUAGAAAAGUGGCAGCCCAGGUGGCGGAAGGAGCAGCUUAAAUGUCAUUACUGGCUACAACUUUUAAACAUAUAGGGAGAUUACUUUUGUGACUGGAAUGCAGUUUAAGCUAACUUUUUUCCUACUUAAAUCUAGGCUUGUGAUACUUGGGCUGUGAUCCUCUAGAGCCACCCCUGAUGCACACAACCUGCUGGGUUGGAAACAACUUCCAUCUUGAGAAGGAGCCUUGUAAAUACAAACCUUUUAUUUAUAACUUAUUUUGUAGUAAAACAUUUCCAACUUUUC